AUGAGUGAUACCGGUAGUGAAAGUGAAAGUUCUACCUCGCGGGCUGUGGAUGGUCCAAUCGAAACGGUCAUACAAAAUGGGAUCAACGGUCACGCUCAACGCGAAUAUCGUGUGGAGAUAGUGAAAGAUAUGGCCAUUGAGAAUAUGAAGCAGAAAAUGCAUCACAUCGUCAACCGGAUGAGCAAAGAUGUGGAAAAGGAGAUGGACCUGGCGGUGGAAGAUCUAUUUACCGAGAUGAAACAGAUUCAUCGAAAGAACUACGAGUUACCUCAACUAUUCAACGACAAAGUAACUAAUGGAACCAGCCAGCCGAAAAGAGUACGUGCAGACGGAAAGCUACCGGAUAAGUCAUUCAGCCCGCGAAAUUCUUUGCUAACCGAUCUGUUGGAGGCGAAACACAUCAAAACCCUCCAUCACAUAUUCAUCGCGAUGUUGAUAAUUCUGUUCUUAAAUACGAUGGUGCACGAUUUCGUCGACACGGGCAGCAUCAAUUUGGGUCUUCGACCGAUCACUGCCGGGUUCGGAAGGUUCCAUCUCGCAAUGGUGCUGUGGUGUUGUAUGCAAACUUCGACCUUCUUGGUGUAUCCGUGCUUCCAGCUAUGGGCUACAACUCAUAAAAGAUUAACGGCAAAUUCGAUUGCCCGAAAGAGCUGGGACUGGGCUGGAGUAUUUACGUUUUUCAUCUACCAAUGGGUGUUCAUGAUUGCCUCUCUAGCGGGUCUGCUAUGGGCCGAUCUUCAACCAGCAAGUGCUGUGGCAUAUCUGAUGGAAAUGACACGCUUCCUCAUGAAAUCGCACGCCUUCAUUCGAAGCAACGCUCCCAAAGUGUUAACAAACGAUGUGAACAGUGCCUCGUUCCCCCCAGGCAUCCAUCGUGCUCUGCCAUCCUUUUCAACGUACGUCUACUUCCUGUUUGUACCUACCUUAGUCUAUCGGGAUGAAUAUCCUCGCACGAGACAGAUUCGAUGGUUCGUCGUUGCCCGGCACUGUCUCGAGGUGAUCGCCGUCGUGUUCUACAUCAGCUUCAUCCUGGAACGGUACCUUACGCCAAUGUUUGAGAAUUUUGGAAAAGCCGCCAUUAGUCCCGGCACCUUUGUGCUGACAAUUUUCAGCAGCAUGCUACCCGGCACACUGUUUUUACUUGUCUUCUUCUACAGUUCACUACACGCCAGCAUGAAUAUAGCGGCCGAGCUGACGUGCUUUGCCGACCGGAUGUUUUACCGCGACUGGUGGAAUGAAUCCACGUUUGCCGGGUACAUCCGAUCGUGGAACUUGGUGGUGCACGAUUGGCUCUACACGUACGUAUACAAAGAUUUUAUGGAAUAUUUCUUCUGUUACUGUCGCCCGGUGGCAAUGGUGGCCGUUAUUACUGUGUCGGCUGUGUUUCACGAAAUCAUACUUUCGUUUACGUUCCGGUUCUUCUAUCCGGUAAUGUUUGUGCAGUUUGAAUUUCUGGGUUUAAUGCUAAUGCUGGUCACCAAGCGGAUGGGUAGGGAUGUGGGAAAUUUGGUGCUUUGGUUUUCGCUUGCGGUUGGAAAUGGAAUACUAGCAAGUCUGUACUACAUGGAGUACUUUGCCCGACGCAACUGUCCCGAUGUUGGUAAUUCGAUCCUGGACUACGUGGUGCCUGUAUCGUGGUCUUGCAAUGGUAUAACGCGCGUUUCUAACUGGACCAUUACGGCACCUUGGAACCUGCCGUGA
Anopheles maculipalpis is the source of this 1701-nucleotide messenger RNA. RefSeq names its product sterol O-acyltransferase 1-like. Gene Ontology annotation, cellular component: endoplasmic reticulum membrane. The transcript is spliced from 5 exons. Gene Ontology annotation, biological process: cholesterol metabolic process. The record is from RefSeq and is a predicted model, not a curated record. NCBI's taxonomy places the organism in Eukaryota, Metazoa, Arthropoda, Insecta, Diptera, Culicidae. The coding region runs from base 1 to 1701 and encodes 566 amino acids.